AUGGUGCUUUUGCUGCUAAGAUUCGAACCCAGCGAAGCGUGCAGAUCGCUCCACGAAAGGGAUCAAUACCAAAACCAGAAGCCUCAUCUCUUGUUCAACAUACUGCAAAAGGGCGGCGUCCGUCCUCCUGGGAAUGGGUGCGCCUACACUCCAGGCAAAGGAGGGGCGCCUUGCGUGCAGACCAGAGGCUUCGCAGGCCAUGGGGCGGUGACCCCUCUGGUCGGUCAUGCCAGCGACAAAGAGAUGGUUCAACCCGGUGUGGCCGUGGGAUCGGAAGUGAACGAUUGUAAAAUUUUUAAUGAAUUGGCCGAAGCAAAUUAUGUGUAUAAACAAAUAUCCCUUGACAAAAUUUCAAGAAUACUAUGGUGGCAUCCAGAAGAAAGCAAAGCCUUCAUUAAGAGGUGCAUCAAGUGCGACAAUUUGGAGGCCUUGUACACGCAAGGACUGUAUGAGUAUGUGAGUUUCAUGAAGGUUGAGCUAGGAAUGGAGCUAUUGAGGAGGGCGGCACAGAUUGGGCACCUCGGAGCUUCCUACGUGGUCGGGCUUCUCCUCGUCUGCAAGGGUGGUGAGUUGCAGAAGGAAGGAGUCCAACUAUUGAGAAAAGUCUAUGCGAGCGGGCGAGUGGUGGAAUGCCGCAAGAAGUACCUCAACGUCGUGCGUGACAUGUGGUGGAACAACACGACAAUCUUCGAAGGAGAGCCUCCUCGCUACGACUGCCGGAUGCGGAGCGAGCAUUGCAAGAGAAGGGGAUGGGUGAGCGACAUUGACCAUUACGACAACACCGAAUGUGAACAGUGCAUUUGCCGAGCGGAGAUAGAGAUCCUCUACAAAUACAAAUAUGGUAGACACCCGUGAUCACGAGAGGUUUUUAUUUAUCAAGGUGAUCUAUAAAUCAAGAUCCUCCCAGCCACCACAAUGAAGGAAGAAACUG
This is a messenger RNA of Eucalyptus grandis, 931 nucleotides long. RefSeq lists its product as uncharacterized. The coding region runs from base 1 to 855 and encodes 284 amino acids. The record is from RefSeq and is a predicted model, not a curated record. Lineage: Eukaryota; Viridiplantae; Streptophyta; Magnoliopsida; Myrtales; Myrtaceae. The transcript is spliced from 3 exons.